Molecule: messenger RNA, 4660 nt
Organism: Sinocyclocheilus anshuiensis
Lineage: Eukaryota; Metazoa; Chordata; Actinopteri; Cypriniformes; Cyprinidae
Product: rabankyrin-5-like
Exons: 24
Coding region: 177-3806 (1209 amino acids)
Molecular function (GO): protein binding; metal ion binding
Source: RefSeq, a predicted model, not a curated record
UUGUUGUUCAUGAAUUAGACCAUGUUGAAUGUGUUUUUACUUGUCAAAGUACAGAAAGACAGUUCUGCUCACAUAUCGGUGGUCCACUUCUCCUCCCUUGAGCGUGGUUAGGAAGUCUGUCUGUGUCAGCAGUUUUCAUGUGAAAUCUGUGUUUUGUCCCUCUCUCUUUCUUCUUCAUGGCAUUUCCACUUUCCUUUUGCAUUACCCAUCACAUUUCUUUUCACUUUAACGGUUUAUUCUUGUCCAUUUUUCAUUAUUCUCUCCUUGUACCCCAUGUGCUUAUUCCUUGUGUUCCACUCCUUCUUGUCAUCCCUCCACUUCUUGCUCCUCAUCUCUUCAUCAUUCACAUCAUGCCCGCAGAGGAGGUGCAGAAAUUGCAGAAGCACCUUGCUCUGCUGAGGCAGGAGUAUGUAAAGAUGCAGCAGAAGCUGGUGGAGACGGAGAGGCGGUGCUCCGUGUUGGCGGCCCAGGCCUCUCUCCCCGGCUCCACCUCCCAGGCCAGUGACUCCUUCAUCAGCCGCCUGCUGGCCAUCGUGGCUGACCUUUAUCAGCAGGAGCAGUACAGUGAUCUGAAGGUGAAGAUUGGAGAGCAGAGGCUCAGUGCUCAUAAAUUCGUGCUGGCUUCUCGGAGUGAAAUCUGGAGCUUAGCCAACCUGGCCUCCACCUCAGAACUGGACCUCUCAGAUGCCAAACCAGAGGUUGCCAUGGCAAUGCUGCGCUGGGCAUACACGGAUGAUCUGGAGUUGAGUGGAGACGAUGGCUUCCUCAUCAACCUGAUGAAGCUGGCCAACCGCUUCCAGCUCCAUCUUCUGCGAGAAAGAUGUGAGAAAGGAGUGAUGUCAUCAGUGAACGUGAGGAACUGUAUCAGAUUCUACCAGACAGCUGAAGAACUGGACGCCACAACAUUGAUGAACUAUUGUGGAGAAAUCAUUGCCAGCCACUGGGAUGAUCUUCGGAAAGAGGACUUCAGUACCAUGGAUGCUCAGCUGCUCUAUAAGAUGAUCAAAUCCAAGACCGAGUACCCCCUUCACAAAGCAAUUAAAGUAGAACGAGAAGAUGUGGUCUUCCUUUAUCUAAUAGAGAUGGAUGCCCAGUUACCUGGAAAUCUGAAUGAGCUGGACAAUAAUGGAGACUUGGCGCUGGAUCUGGCUCUGUCCAAGAAGCUGGAGAGCAUUGCCACCACACUGGUCAACAACAAGGCAGGUGUAGACAUGGUGGACCAGAGCGGCUGGAGUCUUCUACACAAGGCCAUCCAGAGAGGAGAUGAGUUUGCCUCCACUUUUCUGAUCCGUCACUCCGCACAGGUGAACGCUGCCACAGUGGGGUCAGUGGAGACGCCUCUGCACCUGGUCUGCUCUUUCAGCCCUAAAAAACACAGUGGUGAAGUUAUGGCUGGCAUGGCCCACAUCGCUGAGGCUCUGCUCAAAGCUGGUGCCAACCCAAAUAUGCAAAACAGCAAAGGACGGAUGCCAUUGCAUGAGGCUGUGGUGUCAGGAAAUGAGUCGGUCUUUAACCAGCUGCUUCAAUGCAAACAUUUGGACCUGGAGCUGAAAGACCAUGAAGGCAGCACUGCACUGUGGCUGGCUCUGCAAUACAUCACUGUGGCCUCUGACCCCUCCGUCAACCCUUUUGAAGAUGAAGCUCCUGUUGUGAAUGGAACCUCAUUUGACGAGAACAGUUUGGCAGCACGGCUCAUACAGAGAGGGAGCAAUCCUGAUGCACCAGACGCCAACGGUAACUGCCUCAUGCAGAGAGCAGCUAUCACAGGAAGUGAAGCAGCCGCUAUCUUCUUGGCCACACAUGGAUCUAAAGUUAAUCACACUAACAAAUGGGUGACAGAGUUGCUCCAGCAGGGGGCGAAUCCUAACCUGCAGACUGACAGCGCCCUGCCUGAUGGAGUUGAGAAAAGCCAAGGAGUCUCCUUGCAAAGUCCGCUCCACCUGGCCAUCAUUCACAACCAUCCAGAUGUAGUGUCUGUCAUACUAGAGCAGAAAGCCAAUGCACUACAUGCCACCAACAACCUGCAGAUCAUCCCUGACUUCAGUUUGAAAGACUCAAUGGAUCAGACCGUUCUGGGUCUCGCACUCUGGACUGGUAUGCACACUAUCGCCGCACAGCUGCUGGGUUCUGGAGCAGCCAUUAAUGACACCAUGUCUGAUGGACAGACGCUACUGCACAUGGCCAUAAAGAGACAGGACAGCAAGAGCGCCCUCUUCCUGCUGGAGCACCAGGCUGACAUCAACGUCAGGACCCAGGAGGGGCAGACGGCUUUACAGUUGGCCAUCAGUAACCAGCUUCCUUUAGUAGUGGACGCCAUCUGCACAAGAGGAGCAGACAUGUCAGUGGUGGAUGAGAAGGGUGAUCCUCCACUCUGGCUGGCUCUAGAAAAUGGUUUGGAGGACAUAGCUUCCACAUUGGUCAGGCACGGGUGUGAUGCAACCUGUUGGAGUUCAGGGCCUGGAGGAUGUCAUCAGACUCUUCUCCACAGAGCCAUCGAUGAGAGCAACGAGAUCACUGCCUGCUUCCUUAUACGCAGUGGCUGUGAUGUGAACAGCCCGAGGAGGCCUGGUCCUAACGGUGAGGGAGAUGAGGUGGCGAGAGAUGGACAGAGCCCACUGCAUCUGGCUGCGUCCUGGGGUCUGGUGGAGGUGGCGCAGUGCCUUUUGGAGUUCGGAGCCAAUGUGAACGCACAGGAUUCAGAGGGUCGUGCUCCCAUCCAUGUCUCCAUCAGCAACCAGCAAAGUGUCAUCAUCCAGCUGCUCAUCUCCCACCCAGAAAUCCGGUUGAAUAUUCGAGACAGACAAGGCAUGACACCGUUUGCCUGUGCCAUGACCCAUAAGAACAAUAAGGCUGCUGAAGCCAUCCUCAAGAGAGAGCCUGGCGCUGCUGAACAGGUGGACAACAAAGGUCGCAACUUCCUGCAUGUUGCCGUGCAGAACUCAGACAUAGAGAGUGUGCUCUUUCUCAUUAGUGUACAGGCCAACGUGAACUCCAGAGUGCAGGACAGUGCCAAACUUUCUCCUCUACACCUGGCCGUACAGGCGGGAUCAGAGAUCAUUGUCAGAAAUCUGCUCUUGGCUGGUGCUAAAGUAAACGAGUUGACCAAGCAUCGUCAGACAGCACUGCAUCUCGCUGCACAACAGGAUCUUUCCACAAUCUGCUCUGUCCUGAUCGAGAAUGGCGUUGAUUUCGCUGCAGUAGAUGAGAAUGGAAACAAUGCACUUCAUCUGGCCGUGAUGCAGGGGCGUCUGAAUAAUGUGCGUGCUCUACUCACCGAGUCCAACAUAGAUGCAGAGGCCUUUAAUCUCAGAGGUCAAUCUCCAAUGCAUGUCCUUGGCCAGUAUGGGAAGGAGAACGCAGCAGCCAUCUUUGAGCUGUUUUUGGAAUGCAUGCCUGAGUAUCCGCUGGAUAAACCCGACAAUGAAGGGAACACAGUGCUUCUGUUGGCAUACAUGAAAGGAAACGCUAACCUGUGUCGUGCCAUUGUGAGGGCUGGAGCUCGACUUGGCGUCAAUAACAACCAGGGCAUCAACAUCUUCAACUAUCAAGUUGCCACUAAGCAGCUUCUGUUCCGUCUACUAGAUAUGCUAUCCAAAGAGCCCCCGUGGUGUGAUGGUUCAAACUGUUAUGAAUGUAUGACCAAAUUUGGAGUCACCACCAGGAAACAUCACUGCCGCCAUUGUGGGCGUCUGCUCUGCCAUAAGUGCUCUAUAAAGGAGAUCCCCAUCAUCAAAUUUGACCUGAACAAACCUGUGCGUGUAUGCGACAUCUGCUUUGAUGUGCUGACAUUGGGUGGCGUGUCCUAACACACUGGAGAAGCACGGGCAGACGGGCACCAGCCGAGCUGACCGUGAACCUACGGGCUGGGCCUGGGAGGAUGAAGAAAUGGAGUAAGACACAAAGAGAGGAGGAGCCCUUGAACAAAACCAUUCCAUUCUUGUCAAAGGAAAAAAUACAACUAUAACAAUAUGUGUUUGUUCUAGCAGUACAUUUUAGAACCAAACUAUUACGUGUCGAGGAUCCAGAUUAAAACUUGUGGAAUGCAGAUGCAAAUGAAAAUUGUAGUUCCGAAGUUCAGCUUUUGGCAAAAACCAAGUGUGAUAUGAGAAGGGCAACUGUUAUUUACUACUAAAAAAGAACCAUAGGGGUUUUUGACAGGGCUAAUAUGCUAUAUGGACACUAUAUGAUUAUUAUUAGUACUUCAUUUUCCAUAAGUAUGACGAGGCUAAUGCAUGACUGAACAUGCAAUCAUGCCAUCAGUAGGCCUACUCGAAUUGACUUGACUUUUUUUUACAGAUAGGUCGAACCCAGUUGGAGGUAGAUGCAGCGUCUUGUGAACAUUUCAAGGAAGUUUGUUUGGUGUGAAAUGCUGCUGGAUAUGAAGGCAUCUGUGAAAGGUAGCGAUGUUUAAGUAGUGUGAAGCCUUAAUCAUACUGUGCAGGGUCUUUCAGUUGUUGUAUUGAGGUUUUGAACACAUUUUAACUUCUGUGGAAGGACAUUUCUCUUUCUCUGGAGUUCAAAUCAAAAGAAAGAGAUGGAGAAAUAUACCUUGUUUGGUUAAUGUUGUGUUCUUAGUAAUAUUAGUAAACUUAAUCAUUUAUUAAUCUGCAUAUUCAGUGGACUUUAUUUUAACCGAUCCAUUAGUUUACAUCAUACUAAA